This is a messenger RNA of Puccinia graminis f. sp. tritici CRL 75-36-700-3, 1992 nucleotides long. Its product is annotated as T-complex protein 1 subunit zeta. The transcript is spliced from 10 exons. The record is from RefSeq and is a predicted model, not a curated record. Lineage: Eukaryota; Fungi; Basidiomycota; Pucciniomycetes; Pucciniales; Pucciniaceae. Gene Ontology annotation, molecular function: ATP-dependent protein folding chaperone; ATP binding; ATP hydrolysis activity. Gene Ontology annotation, cellular component: chaperonin-containing T-complex. Gene Ontology annotation, biological process: protein folding. Bases 1 to 1992 code for a protein of 663 amino acids.
AUGUGGGCAAUUGGCAAGUUGGUUGGAGAUCGGAAGUGGGAUGUCGGCGCAUAUGCAUCAGAGUUACGCCCCCGUGCGCAGUGCGGAUUGUGUAAUCGCGCCAGCUUGAACGGGCAACACAUUCUGGGAAUCUGGUCCAACCACAAGUUGUCUGGUCUGGAAACAGUCGUCAUCGAGUCCUGCAGUCAGACCGACCCCCCAAGGCCAAGCAUCCCUCCAUCAAUCGAAGCGAUCGAAAGUUUCCUACUAACCACUAAAGAACGACAGUCCUUCGACAGAGUAUUCUCGAUCAAUCGUCAUCCUAUGGUUAACUGUUUGUCUUCCCAUAGGUCUUCCGUUGAGCUUAUCAACCCUAAGGCUGAGACUAUCAGAAGGGCUCAAGCUUUGCAAGUUAAUAUUACUGGUGCUAUUGGAUUGGCGAAUGUAGUCCGAUCGAAUUUAGGUCCCAGAGGCACCCUGAAGAUGUUGGUCGAUGGCGCGGGAAAUAUCAAAAUGACUAAGGAUGGUAAAGUGCUGCUGUCCGAAAUGCAAAUUCAGAAUCCGACUGCAGCAAUGAUCGCCCGAACUGCAACCGCCCAAGAUGAAACCACUGGUGAUGGUACGACAUCUUGUAUACUACUCGUAGGCGAAACUUUAAAACAAGCCGAGCGAUACAUCAGUGAAGGACUUCAUCCAAGAGUAAUCGCAGAGGGACUCGAAGUCGCAAAAGCUGAAAGUCUCAAGUUUCUUGACGAAUUCAAGCAAAGCAUUCCCUCCGGCCCUGAUAAUUCUAUACUGCACUCAAUUGCUCGUACUGCGCUAUCCACCAAACUGAAUGCCAAGCUAGCCAACAAGCUAUCUGCUGAUGUGGUUGAUGCCGUCCUGGCGAUCCGUCAAGAGUCAGAACCGAUCGAUUUGCACAUGAUCGAAAUUAUGAAAAUGCAACAUCGCACUGAAAAUGAUAGUCGAUUGGUCCGCGGUAUCGUCCUUGAUCACGGAGCUCGACACCCAGACAUGCCCAGACGAGUGGAAAACGCAUUCAUCCUGACUCUCAACGUCAGUCUGGAGUAUGAAAAAACGGAAGUAAACUCAGGCUUUUUCUAUUCCUCCGCCGAACAACGAGAAAAACUAGUGGAGUCUGAACGAAAGUUCAUUGACAAUCGGGUCAAGAAAAUCAUUGAAUUGAAGCGAAGAGUCUGUGACACGGAAAUUAAUCUGGAGGCCCUAGCAAAUGGUGAACAACCAAAGGAGAAGCCAAAAGGCUUCGUCAUUUUGAACCAAAAAGGAAUCGACCCUCUCAGCUUAGAUAUGUUAGCUAAGAGUGGAAUUCUCGCUUUGAGGCGAGCCAAACGAAGAAACAUGGAAAGAUUACAGCUAGCUUGUGGAGGCGUAUCCCAAAAUUCGGUUGACGACUUGGACGCGAGUGUCCUUGGUUACGCUGGAUUGGUCUAUGAGCAUACUCUUGGAGAGGAAAAGUUCACAUUUGUGGAGGAAGUUCGGGAGCCGAAAUCAGUCACUUUGUUGAUUAAGGGACCAAAUGCCCACACCAUCACUCAAAUUCACGAUGGGUUGCGAGAUGGUUUGAGGGCUGUCAAGAACGCGAUUGAGGACGGAGCAGUUGUCCCCGGAGCUGGAGCAUUCGAACUAGCUUGCUCGCGACACCUAUCCCAAACAGUCAAAUCACAAGCCAAGGGACGAGCAAAGUUGGGAAUUCAAACCUUCGCAGACGCCUUAUUGGUCAUCCCCAAGACGCUGGCAGCCAACGCUGGCUUGGAUGUUCAGGAAGUCCUUAGUGGCUUGGUGGAUGCGCUUGACGAAGGUGGCGUCCAAACCGCUGGCGUGGAUCUUUCCACAGGCAAUCCAAUUGAUCCUAUCCUGGAAGGCAUUUGGGAUAACUAUCGUGUCAAACGCCAAUUGUUGCAUAGUUGUUCGGUGAUUGCUAUGAACUUGUUGGUCACUGAUGAAAUUAUGAGAGCAGGUCGAUCGAGUUUGAAGGAAGGACCUCAACAUUAA